AUGAAGUUCAAGUACAUGAAGUUCAAGUACAUGAAGUUCAAGUACAUGAAGUUCAAGUACAUGUGUAAUCCUCCAGACUGGCAGGAGAUCUUGACGUACUUCAGAGGAUCCGAGCUUCAGAACUACUUCACCAAAAUCCUGGAGGACGACCUGCGGGCCAUCGUCAAGCCGCAGUACGUCGACCAGAUCCCGAAGACCGUCAAGGGGUCAGUAGGAGCCAUCCUGAGCAGGAAAGACGACACAGACACACAAACCAUCGUCUGUGCUCAGCUCGAUCUGAGUCACCUGCGGGAGAGGAACGUGGAGGAUCUGUCCGGAGGUGAGCUGCAGAGGUUCGCCUGCGCAGUCGUCUGCAUCCAGAGGGCCGACAUGGUUCCCACCCUCCUCGUCAGCUACAAGCCUCAAACCAUCAGCCCCAAGUUUAAGGGCAGCGUCCGUGCUCUGCUGCACGAGAAGAUCAGAGACGCUUACACUCACCCUCAGUUCAUCACAGACGUCAUGAAGCCGCUGCAGAUCGAGAGCAUCAUCGAUCAGGACGUGCAGAACCUGUCUGGUGGCGAGCUGCAGCGAGUCGCUCUCACUCUGUGUUUGGGGAAACCUGCUGAUGUUUAUCUGAUUGACGAGCCGUCGGCGUACCUGGACUCUGAGCAGAGGUUGAUGGCCGCCAGAGUCAUCAAGAGGUACAUCCUCCACGCCAAGAAGACUGCGUUCGUCGUGGAGCACGACUUCAUCAUGGCGACUUACCUGGCCGACAGAGUCAUCGUGUUCGACGGUAUUCCCUCCAGGCAGACCGCCGCCAACACGCCUCAGGGUCUGUUGGCAGGAAUGAACCGUUUCCUGUCGCUGCUGGAAAUCACGUUCAGACGAGACCCGAACAACUUCAGACCACGGAUCAACAAACUCAACUCCAUCAAGGACACUGAACAGAAGAAGAGCGGAAACUAUUUCUUCCUUGACGACUGAGACGACUUCCUGUGUGACCAAGCGACUUCCUGUAGGGGCCCCUUCUUCAUUCGGGCUGCGUUCAAUAAACAACAAAUAUGUUUAAAACCAUGAGAAACAGAAACUUCAGCCUCAAUGGGCUCGGCUGCGUUCAGCGGUGUUAAACCGUGAUCAUGUCCCGUGUCCGUCAGCCUGAACUCACUGAAUUUCAUCCAGUUACAUUGUGGAACAGUAAGCAGCCAAUUUGAACUCAUUUACAACACAUGGUAAUAAACGACUUUAUUCCA
Molecule: messenger RNA, 1229 nt
Organism: Paralichthys olivaceus (Japanese flounder)
Lineage: Eukaryota; Metazoa; Chordata; Actinopteri; Pleuronectiformes; Paralichthyidae
Source: RefSeq, a predicted model, not a curated record